AUGUCUGGCAAGGGCUUCAGGGGCCUCAAUGAGGCCAUGAAGGCUUUGAGCCUGGCCUCACAACCCUGCAGAAACACAAGACCAUCCACGGCAGGGCUAUCAUCCAUGGCAUCGCGCACAAUGGCGACGACAACAACGCCCUCCGGCCUUACGGUACCAUCGGCCGACCCUACCACUUACGUCCCCUUCAAGCCUCUCUCCACGGUCCCCGUCACCGUCUACAACUUCCCCAGCCUCGAGCCUCGCGCCCUCGAGUCUUACUCCACAAAGCAUCUCUACUUGCCUCUAAGGCGGGACAUACUCCACCUGGCCGUCACAUACGAAGGCGACAACACCCGUCAAGGCACAGCGAAUGCCAAGACUCGCUACGAAGUACAUGGUUCGCACCGCAAACUAUACCGACAGAAGGGCACUGGUAGGGCGCGUGUCGGAAACAAGCAGUCGCCCCUGCGAAAGGGCGGUGGAAAAUCCUUUGGCCCACACCCGCGCGACUUCGGCACCGGCCUCAACCGCAAGGUGUACGACCUCGCGUGGCGCACGGCGCUGUCCUACCGCUACAGGCGAGGGGAGCUCAUCGUGUGCGAGGACGGGCUCGAGCUGCCGCUGCCAGAGGACUUCCUCGCGCUCGCGCAGCAGGGGAAGCUGAGCAGAGAGCUGGAGGACGGCUUCGUGGCGCGGUACCUGGGGGAUGUCAUGGCGGGUUUGCGCUGGGGCAAGGGCCACGGGCGUACGACGUUCGUGACGACGGAUCCGCGGCCCAACCUGUUUACCAGCCUGGAGGUCGCCCAGGAGCAUGGGACGGCGAUGGAGAUGGAGGAUGUGGACGUCAAGAACCUGCUGGAGGGCGGGCGGAUAGUGAUGGAGCGCAGCGCGCUGAAGGAGAUCUUGAAGAUGCAUAGGAGCGACCUGGUCAGCAGUAUCGUUAUCAACGGCAUGAGGGAUAAGGGGCCGGUCAUCGGGUCGCCAGUCAUCGAGUAA
Molecule: messenger RNA, 978 nt
Organism: Diaporthe citri
Lineage: Eukaryota; Fungi; Ascomycota; Sordariomycetes; Diaporthales; Diaporthaceae
Exons: 2
Coding region: 1-978 (325 amino acids)
Biological process (GO): translation
Cellular component (GO): ribosome
Molecular function (GO): structural constituent of ribosome
Source: RefSeq, a predicted model, not a curated record